This is a messenger RNA of Notolabrus celidotus (New Zealand spotty), 2127 nucleotides long. RefSeq names its product 5-hydroxytryptamine receptor 3A-like. Gene Ontology annotation, biological process: chemical synaptic transmission; regulation of membrane potential; signal transduction. The record is from RefSeq and is a predicted model, not a curated record. Gene Ontology annotation, molecular function: transmembrane signaling receptor activity; extracellular ligand-gated monoatomic ion channel activity; neurotransmitter receptor activity. The coding region runs from base 1 to 1494 and encodes 497 amino acids. The transcript is spliced from 11 exons. Lineage: Eukaryota; Metazoa; Chordata; Actinopteri; Labriformes; Labridae. Gene Ontology annotation, cellular component: neuron projection; synapse; membrane.
AUGACGGUGGGACGUCUGCACAGUGGAAGUACCCCUGAUCACACAGAGCCUCCUGAUCACACAGAGCCUCCUGAUCACACAGAGCCUCCUGAUCACACAGAGCCUCCUGUUGACUACGAGGAUUUAAUGAGUGGUGAAGGUGAUAUGCCCUCUAACUGCACUUAUGUCAGCAUGACGAAGCACUUCAACUUCAAGAACAAAGCCAAGUACCUCUGGACCCGGCCUACGAAAAAUAACAGGAGGCCCACAGAAGUAACCCUGGGUAUAUAUCUCUAUAGCAUCCUAGAUGUGAGAGAAAAGGAACGUGAAUUAGUCUCUUACGUCUGGAUAACUAUGAUUUGGGAGAAUGAAUUCAUCAAAUGGCAGUAUAGAGAGUUCUGUAGGACUCAUGCAUUGACUCUCCCUUCUAAACAGUUGUGGAAACCUGAUAUAUCCAUUGAAGAGGUAACAGAAAAAGACAAGAUCUCUCAGACUCCAUAUCUCACUGUGCUCUUUUAUGGGGAGAUAGUUCUCAGAAAUGAAAUUGAGCUGGUCAGCACCUGCAAGAUGAACUUUUACAAAUUUCCCUUUGACACUCAGAACUGCAGCCUAACCUUCAAGUCAAUCCAACACAGCGCGGGGGAAAUAAAGCUUGUUUCAGAGCAGAGUAAUGAUUAUAUAUUAAAGGAAACUCGUGACCACAUGAAGGAUGAGUCUGAGUGGCUUCUCAUGAACGUGACAGUGGAAACCAAAGAGGUCUACAGUUUUUAUGUUGAAAGUAGCAUGCUCAUUUACACGGUCACCAUAAAGAGGCGAUCAGUCCUCUAUGUGGUCAACUUCAUACUCCCCAUCCUGUUCUUCUUGUUUCUGGACUUGGCCUCCUUCCUCAUCUCAGAGAGCGGAGGUGAGAAGCUCAGCUUCAAGGUCACUGUGCUGCUGGCUGUCACGGUGAUGCAGCUGAUUCUGAACGAUAUUCUGCCUUCUUCUUCAGACAGGAUCCCCCUUAUAGCGAUCUAUUGUAUCGGGGCUUUUGGUUUCAUGAUGCUGAGCCUCUUGGAGACGAUCUUGAUGAUGUACCUGAAGGAAAAAGACGAUGUGUCCCAGGACAAAGAGGCAGAUGAAGACCAAAGCCCAGAAGACAACUGUGGAGAGAAACCAGGAAGAAUGCAUCACUUCUUUAGAGACGUGUAUAUAUCAGUUCCCUGCAGGCGUGUCUUUGAUCUGUCCCCUGGUGAGAUGCCCCCAGAGCUGCUGCCUGAGGUCCCAGAGGUUAGCAGCAGCCAGCUGACCGAGGAGUCCCACGACUCAGAGAAUCUAUUCGAGGAGCUGAGGGAGGUUCUAAAAACAGUGGCUCUGCUUCUCAGCAGCAGGAAGGAAGAAGAGAAACCCGGCUACUGGACCAGGAUGACCAAAACCAUCAACAGAAUCUACUUCAUGUUCUAUUUCAUAUCUACCAGUCUGUUCCUCGGCGUUCUGUUUGCACAUUGGUUUAAUGAAGAAAACGAUUGGUUCUAAAUAAUGAAAGGAACAGCAAACUGAAGUCAUCGUCCCAAUCUCAAUGUCCACCCUCAAACACUCACUGACUCUGAGGCGCGUUCCCACUGAGUCCGUGAGGGCUUAAGGCUGUCCCACUGUCAAAUCAUCAAGUGUGUGAGGGAUCUCUCUCUGACUCUUUGAGCCCUUUAUGCCCCCUUUCCUUAAGUGGGCAUUUGUGCAGACUUAGUGUAAGGGAAUUACCCAGAGUUCAUGUGCAGUAAAAAUUCCUAACAUCACUAAGGUGAGCUUCAUGACGUCAUGCAGGUUUGCAUGAGAAGUCUCAAAGUGCUGUCCCAGUCCAGUUCUACAGUCUGAGCCCUUACAGCCUCCUGCCCUCAAUCACUUUCCAGGUGACGUCAAUUAAGUCAAGAAGGGCUCAGGGCUCAGGGAGGACAUUGAGAUUGGGCCAUUGUUUCAAGAUGUUUAGAGUCAAUGGGUUCAUUCUGAAGAUCAAUCCUGCGUCCUCCAAGUCCAUUCUGCUCUAGUAAAGCCAACGAGGACAGGUUUAUUAGUGACAUCAGGUAUUUAGUCCUUAAGAUAAGAUAGACUUUAUUUGAUCCCUGUUGGGGGAAAUUCUUUUGUUCCAGCAGCUUACAACACGGGACAGGAGAA